GUGAAAUGGCCACCUUUAUCAGAUGCGUCGAAUUUGGGGUGUUUCAAUGACCAUUGGAUGGCCCUCCUGACUUUUUUUAUCAGAUGUUUUGUAAAUGUUUACAAGCGGCGCGCUUCCGGGAGUUGGGGGAGCCCAUGUUUAGCCUACUUCAAUGAAGAUUGUGUGAUUCUCGUCACCCUUGUGUGGGCGCUGAUGGCCAAAGAUUUGUUCGUGGGGGGUUGCAGUGUGCCUUUUUUGCGGAAAACCUGUAUGAUUCAAGGUAUCUUGUCCAUCCCUAAUGCUUCUGAUAUUUCUCUCCGAAAGUCUAUUGAUAGAGCUUUGAUUUUUCAAAGGUGAGAUCUCCGGAUGUAAAGUUGCUCAUUGUUGGUGCAAAAUGCCAACCUACCCAUGACUUUUUGUGACAGGCUUGCUGCACGUUAUCAGAUCAUCUUCGGUCCGUAGGAGAGUACU
Molecule: messenger RNA, 450 nt
Organism: Tuber aestivum (summer truffle)
Lineage: Eukaryota; Fungi; Ascomycota; Pezizomycetes; Pezizales; Tuberaceae
Source: the annotation of a GenBank genome assembly